Messenger RNA from Pantherophis guttatus, 981 nucleotides. The record is from RefSeq and is a predicted model, not a curated record. Lineage: Eukaryota; Metazoa; Chordata; Lepidosauria; Squamata; Colubridae.
AUGAUGGACUUCGGUAGAACAAAAUAUUACUAUUUUGUCAUUUGGGUAGGAUUGACAUACAUACUUUUGAUUUCAGAUGCAGCCCACUGUGACCCUUGCCCAGAAGACCAAUAUCCAAACCAAGAGAAGAAUCACUGCAUUGAGAAGAAGGUGCACUUCCUUGCAUAUCAAGAUAACUUGGGACACGCUUUAGUUUCUCUCACUCUUUUCCUCUCUGUGACCACAUCUUCAGUCCUGGUGAUUUUCCUUAAACAUCGUGAGACACCCAUCGUCAAGGCCAACAACCGAGAUCUCACCUACAUCCUGCUGGUCUCCCUCCUGCUAUGCUUCCUCUGCUCCUUCCUCUUCAUUGGUCGACCCACAAAGCUCACCUGUCUCUUCCGACAAACUGCCUUUGCCAUUCUCUUUUCACUCGCGGUUUCCUCUGUCUUGGCAAAAACUGUCAUGGUGGUUCUGGCCUUCAUGGCCACCAAACCAGGAAACAAGUCAAGGAAACUCUUAGGAAAACCACUGACCAGCUCCAUUGUCUUAGCCUGUCCCCUGGUCCAAGCACUUCUUUGUGCCACCUGGCUGAUAACCUCUCCCCCAUUUCCCAACAUGGACUUCCACUCCUUGGUAGGAGAGGCCAUCUUGGAAUGUAACGAAGGCUCAGCUUUGAUGUUUUAUGCUGUCCUUGGUUAUCUAGGUUUCCUGGCCUUCAUCAGUUUAACAGUGGCCUUUCUGGCUAGGAAAUUGCCUGACAGCUUUAACGAAGCCAAGUUCAUUACUUUCAGCAUGCUGGUCUUUUGCAGUGUUUGGAUCAGCUUCCUCCCCACCUACCUGAGCACCAAAGGGAAGUCCAUGGUGGCCGUGGAGAUCUUCUCCAUCUCGGCUUCUGGGGCUGGUCUCUUGGCUUGUAUCUUUUUCCCCAAAUGCUUCGUUAUCUUACUUAGGCCCCAUCUGAAUUGUAGAGAAAAUAUAAUGAGGCACAAGAAUCUCUGA